Phialemonium atrogriseum is the source of this 581-nucleotide messenger RNA. RefSeq lists its product as uncharacterized. Bases 66 to 581 code for a protein of 171 amino acids. The transcript is spliced from 2 exons. The record is from RefSeq and is a predicted model, not a curated record. Lineage: Eukaryota; Fungi; Ascomycota; Sordariomycetes; Cephalothecales; Cephalothecaceae.
AGUAAAUCCUAUUCAAGCAUCUACAAGAUUACAGCCAAAACCAAAGCCAAGCAAACACCCUCAAGAUGGCUGUAAACCGUCACUUCUGGAACCUCGACGAAGUUUCUUCGAAUAAGAUUGCCACUAUAUUCCAUAAGGGCGAGAACUACAACAAAGAGGGUGUCAUCUGGCAUGCCUGGGAAGAGAUUCCUCGCGUAUACCUUCCCACUCAAUCUGUCGUGCUCCUUGGCGACCGGUACUCGGUCGUACGCGAGCCGUACCGGCGCCCAGUUGGGGCGCAAGGCCAGGACGACGAUGAGCAUCUGCCCCAAGUUCGCCCUGAUGUUGUCACAGUCCGGCACCAUAACAUCCAGCCACAGCAAGGCAUAGCCCCGUUGGCCACAGAGCGAGACGUGCUCUGGAUCGAGUGCAAGGCUCCGAUUCACAAUUCCCCGUUCGAAUGGAAGAACCUGAUGUUCGAGGCAACACACCGACUAGCUAUAUCGUACUCGCCGCGCAAGGUUUAUUUCAUCCUGGCCAUCGGCCUAAAAUGGAUGCCGUUUGUGUGGGAUCCAACAAUGCCGGGACAGAACCCGAUAUAA